Molecule: messenger RNA, 869 nt
Organism: Blepharisma stoltei
Lineage: Eukaryota; Ciliophora; Heterotrichea; Heterotrichida; Blepharismidae
Source: the annotation of a GenBank genome assembly
AUGUCAACUUACAAUAACUCAAAUUCAGUCUUCCAAGAGCAUGCUGCUCUCGUUAAGGAAUUUCAGCAGCAUAUUAAAAAACUAAAAGACUUAACUGGGCAGCUUGGAACUGCUAAGGAUAACCAAAAACUUCACGCUUCGAUUACUCAAGAACGAGAAUUUUCAAUCAAACUCUGUAAACAGAUCAUUCAAUCUUUUAAAGAGAAGCAACCAUCAAGAGCAGAAAAAAUUCAGCAUGAUAACCUUACAAAACAAUUCGAGGCUUUAUCCAAGCAAUUCCAAAGCCUCUGCCAAAUGUCACUGGAGGGAUACAUUGCAAAAAUGAUGCAAAAACUGUGAAAAUGCAAAAAAUUAAAAAAAUAUUUGCAAAUUAUAUUUAAUUUUUGCCUUUUGCUCUUUUUUGCAUGAGUUUUGCAAAAAAGCAUUUGAUUUUGCAUUUUUGCGGUUUUUGCACCACUUCUCCGUCGCUGGAGAAACAAAAAACAUAUGUGGAAGAUGAAAAAAUGACACAGGCUGGAAAUGAGCCAGAAGAACUAGAAGAGUCAUUUAAAAGUGUAGGAGGGCUAGAUGAAGCACUGCUAAAGGACAGAUUUGAAGAAGUUCAACAGCUGGAAAAGGAUAUGAUCACUGUUAAUGCAAUGUUUAAAGAUGUAAGCAAUAUGGUUGUAGAGCAAGGAGGUAUGCUAGAUUCUGCUGAAAACAAUGUAGAAGUAGCUGUAAAAGAAACUGGAAGAGCUGUUGUUGAGCUUAAUAAAGCCGAAGUAUAUCAAAAAAAAAGUAAAGGAAAGCUGUUUUGUAUUUUGGGGAUUGUGAUAGUGGUAGUUUUGGUUUUAGUUGCAGCAGUAGUUAUACCUGUAGUGAUGACUUAA